AUGUCCGAGAAAGCUCUGCAACGUAUGAACCACAUCGCUGGAGCCAGGGCACUGAUCAAAGAAUGUAGAUGGGAUGCAAGCUCAAACGGUGUAGGAGGCGCCUGCUUUUGGUUGAACGUUGGCAUGGAAUUAUUCUCGUGUCUACACUUCAAUUGGGGACUGGCAUGGGACCCUGACACCUGGGGAAUCGACAUGACCAUGAACCCGCAACCGCAGUCGGGCAACGAGGUGGAGUGGACUCACAAGAUGCUGUGGAUCCUGGCCAAAAUUACUAACUUCCGUUCUUCUACACCUCGUUUCCAGGAGCAAACCAUGCAUGCAGAGCAAAUUCGACUACAGACACGAUUACAGCAGUGGCUUGGUUUGAAACAGUUCUGCGAUCGUUGGGACAAAUGUGCUCCUCCUUCGAUGCAACCUAUGGCGGUCGUGCCGCCUUACUUGACAUCAUCGAAGAGUGCAUUCCCAGAAGUAUGGCACCUCAAACGAACGGCGAUUGUCGGCCGCUUAUUCUGGCACACAGCACAGGUCUUGCUUGCUUCUACACAUCCUCUAGUGCCAUGGUCAUCUCAGGGCGAUACAAAUAAUAGCAACAGCAACAACAACCCUCAACUUGCUGCUGAUCUGGCUCAGACACGGUUACAUCAUGCCCGUCAGAUUUGCGGGAUUGUCAAACACGCCAAAGAUCGAGGCGUUGCUUCGGCAUCAAUCCGCUGUCUUGCAGUUGCCGGUGACCAUCUUCGCAUCCGUCGCGAACAGGAAGAAGUCCUCGAAAUCUUUGAGCGAAUCAAGGGCGAAACUGGCUGGCGUGUGGCCUUCAUUAACGAUGAGCUGAAAGAGAAAUGGGGGUGGAACAAAGUUGAUGCAUAUGGAAACCAGACGUCGCGCUCUGCUUUCUACCAGCAGAGUUCUAACGCGCCAAGUGUGGCUACAGUGCCAGCAUCACAGCCGACUCGACAGAAGCCGCCCUCUGGUAUUGUGAAUCCGCUAUACAAGAAUGCUGAUUUUGCCAGUCAGAAUCCACCCUAUCAAGGGUCAUAUGUGCCUCCAGUCCCUGCUGCAAGUUACUUGAGCCAUCAUCAUGGUGUGCCAGGAAAUGAGGCCGCAUUGUAUAGAUAUGGGACUAUCGCAGCACUUUAG
This is a messenger RNA of Lithohypha guttulata, 1137 nucleotides long. RefSeq lists its product as uncharacterized. Gene Ontology annotation, molecular function: DNA-binding transcription factor activity; transcription cis-regulatory region binding. Bases 1 to 1137 code for a protein of 378 amino acids. Gene Ontology annotation, cellular component: nucleus. NCBI's taxonomy places the organism in Eukaryota, Fungi, Ascomycota, Eurotiomycetes, Chaetothyriales, Trichomeriaceae. Gene Ontology annotation, biological process: positive regulation of transcription by RNA polymerase II. The record is from RefSeq and is a predicted model, not a curated record. The transcript has a single exon.